This is a messenger RNA of Strigops habroptila (Kakapo), 5214 nucleotides long. It is a transcript of the gene PRKX, whose product is annotated as protein kinase X-linked. The record is from RefSeq and is a predicted model, not a curated record. The coding region runs from base 308 to 1402 and encodes 364 amino acids. Gene Ontology annotation, biological process: protein phosphorylation. Gene Ontology annotation, molecular function: protein serine/threonine kinase activity; ATP binding. Lineage: Eukaryota; Metazoa; Chordata; Aves; Psittaciformes; Psittacidae. The transcript has 9 exons.
UCUGAUCCGCGUGUGGCGCCGAGAGGCUCGGCUCGGCAACGGAGCAGCUCGGACGGGCUCACCCUCGCCAUUGUCUGUGUGCGCGGCGGUCCCUCCUGCGAGUGGCGGGUGGCGCAGCGGCUGACCGCGAUGCUGAAGGGCUCCGCGCCCCCUCAGAGGCGGCAGCGGGAACGGGCUCCAGCCCCGGGGAGCAGCCACCCCGCCUGCUGAAGACUGAAACUUUGCGUCCCCGCGGCUUCCUCUCCUCCCCCUUCCUCUCGCCGGCCCGGCUCGCCCUUCUCCAUGUGCUGAGCGGCCGGGGGGGCCCAUGGACGCCUUCAGCGCCGCCAAAGCCAAAAUGGGGGCGAAGAGCGGCGGCGAGGCGACGGCAGCGGGGCUGGCCGCGCCUCAGCCCGCCGCCCCGGCCCCCAGCCCCGCCGAUCCCGGCUCGCCUGCCGCGCCCGAGCCCGCCGCCUACAAGCUGGAGGACCUGGAGACCCUAGCCACCGUGGGCACAGGUACCUUUGGACGUGUUCAUCUAGUGAAGGAAAAAAUGGCCAAACGUUACUUUGCACUGAAAGUAAUGAGCAUUCCUGAUGUCAUUCGACUGAAGCAAGAGCAACAUGUGCACAAUGAAAAGUCAGUCCUGAAAGAAGUCAACCACCCCUUUUUGAUCAGAUUAUUUUGGACCAACCACGAUGAACGUUUUCUAUAUAUGUUAAUGGAAUAUGUGCCAGGAGGAGAACUGUUUAGUUACCUGCGCAACAUGGGGCGUUUCAACAACAGCACAGGACUGUUUUAUUCUGCAGAAAUUAUUUGUGCAAUAGAAUACCUGCACUCCAAAGAAAUAGUUUACAGAGACUUAAAACCUGAAAAUAUAUUACUAGACAAAGAAGGACAUAUCAAGCUUACUGAUUUUGGAUUUGCUAAAAAACUGGUGGAUAGGACAUGGACACUCUGUGGUACUCCAGAGUACCUUGCACCAGAAGUUAUACAAAGCAAAGGCCAUGGAAGAGCUGUGGAUUGGUGGGCCCUAGGAAUUCUUGUAUUUGAGAUGCUGUCAGGGUUUCCUCCAUUUUUUGAUGACAAUCCGUUUGGUAUAUAUCAGAAGAUUCUUGCUGGCAAAAUAGAUUUCCCGAGGCAUUUGGAUUUAUAUGUAAAAGACCUUAUUAAGAAGCUGCUUGUAGUUGACAGGACAAGACGAUUAGGAAAUAUGAAGAAUGGAGCAGAUGAUGUGAAGAGACAUCGAUGGUUCAGGUCUAUAGAUUGGGAUGCUGUACCUCAAAGGAGACUAAAGCCUCCCAUAGUACCGAAAGUAUCCAAUGAUGGGGAUACUUCCAAUUUUGAAGCUUACCCUGAAGAUGACUGGAACAAGACGCCUCCGGUACCCCCUAAAGAUCUAGAAAUUUUCAAGAACUUCUGAAUGUGAUAUCUACUCUGGAUGAGAAACUGGAAGGAAGUUGAAGUGCUAACAGCAAGUCUGAAGAAAAAUGGAGUACAUAUGUAAAUGAAGAAUUUCUUUGUGGAUGAGAAUGAUACUGCAUUCAUAUAUGCAUACUAGUGUAUAGUAAAUACCUAAAGAGUUGGAGGCAGGCAAGAAUAAUUUUUUGCUGUAAACAUCUGACAUAGGUAAAUUGUAAUAUUGAUAGUCUACUCUGAAGUAGACUCAGUAAAAUGUUAUAUUUUAGGAUUAGGGUUUUUUUUAAUUUAUGGUUUAAUUAAGUUUCCUGCUAUUCCCAGAUCCUUUUUGCAUAGUUAACUCAUAGACUUAAUUUUAUAAGUUUGUAUUAAACUUGUGUAAUUAAAAGCACAAAUUAGUAUAUAUGUAUAUAAUGAAUACAGUACAACUAAAGCACAGGAACUGUGCAAAGAUGUAAAUUUUUGUACUUUGCAGAGUCUAUGAUUUUUAUUUUUCAAAUAAUGUUUUUCAAGAAGUUCUCUAGGAAUAAAAAUCUUAAAAGGAGAAAUGAGUUUUUCAUCAUCUUAUAUACAUUUUAUAAUUCUUUGUAAAAAAUAAUUACGUUUUAAAAAAUAUUUGUACCUAAAAUUUCCAAUGCCUCACAAUUGCAACCAUAGUACUUGAAAGCAGAACGACAAGGGCAUGUUUUAUUGCGGUUUAAGAUGCAUCUUAGUGUCUGAUUUAUAAAGUUCUGUUACAGUGAUGUCUCUUUACAAACCAGGAUAUUGAGUGAUUAUAUAUUGUCUGAAAUGAGAUUCCUCACAUGAAGACUCUCUGUAAACAUGCAAUUCAGUUGCAUACUGAUAAAAGGGCUCUAACUGGCUCUUAUCAGAGUUGUUGUCUCUCAAGCUUGCUGUCUUCUCCAAAUGUAAAGUAUGAGCCAUAACAGACUUUUUCCAUUAUUGAAAUAGAUGUUGUUGAGUGCUUGGCACUUCAGAAUAUCAGAGGGAAGACUGAAAAUAUUAGAGCCUGAUUCUUCUUCUCCUGCUUUUGGAAAUGUCCUAAAAUCUCUGCUGCCAGGAAUUCCAUAUGUACAGAGUUCAAAUGUUAGAUGUAAGGAGUCUUCUAUUUUCACCCUUUACUAACAUCCUUCUAGCAGCUUGAGUACACUAUAUUUAGGAAGUAUUUGCAAUACUGCUUCAUUUUAAGUAGCACCAAAUAUCAGUAUGUGCAUAUAUAUGUACCUAUGUAUAUGAAUACAUAUAAAUAUGAAGGUAGAUUGUGUAAAAGUCAGGAUCUUUUUUAAGGGUUUUUUUUUACGUUACAUAUUGUGAUACUUGUGUUAAUAUAGGAGAAUUGGUUUUGAAGUGCUUCAAUUUCAAAAGGUAAUGACAUUCUCUCAGAUGUGGGUUUUGAUAACUUUUAGUGAAAUUAUGAUAUUUAAACCUUCUUUUUUUUUCCAAAGCCUAUCAGCUCACUGAAGUUCCACUACUAUGAUAGCUCUACAGAAAACUGUGUAAGUAGACCAUACAGACAGUUUCUCCUACAAAGUGCUCUCCACAUUUCUGAUCUGAAAUGCUACAAGAAAUGUAGGCCAAAAAUUAAUUUUUCUGAACUAAAUCCCAAAUGCUUAUGAAGUGGACAUUCUAUUAAUCUCUAAUGAAAUUACCAUGUUUAUAAUAUUAUGACAGAUCUGCAUCUGGAAUGCAGAAUAAUGACUUCCAUUUUCUUCUGUGUAGCUCUAAAGAGUACAGAAGUGCUGUUGAGAUCUUGCAAUUCCUAGGGUACUAGAUCUGUUUCUUCAUAAAGGAAGUCCUACCUUGAAGAGAUUGCAUAACUCUGCAAAAAUGCACAGUGUGGCAAAAUCAGGAUACUUGAAAGUGGUAAUUCUGGAACAUCACAAAGUCAUCUUGAUGUUAUGCAAGUGCCACAAAUUAAUGACCCCAGCUGCCACUCAGUAAAAUCUGUGUAGGAAUGUAUAAUGAAAUACAGGAAAAUCCAUAGAAAAUGAUUGUUUUAACCAGGUGAAAAUACCUUACUCUCUUGAAAAGAAAAAUUAAUUUGAUCUACUGUUUUCGUAUCUGUGGAAUUAGUUAUUCCAUAUCAAUCAGAAAAACUGAAGCACAUAAAACAUAACUUACUUUGUCUAAUGGGAGCAAGCACAUUUCAGCUCUUUUUUUAUGUGUGAGCUUAAACUAUUUUAUGGAUUCUGAGUACUACAAAACCAGUUUCUUAUUUAAAAUGUACAUACUGCAACAAGCAAGUGUGCUAAAUAUUUUUUUUCCCAAGUUUAAAAACCGUGGUGUGUUUAAUGAAGUUGCAUUUAACUUAUGCGCUACAUGAGUGGUUAGAAGUUUUGAAUGCUUGAACAACAGGAGAUAGUGGAUUUUUUUCAUGAAUCUUGUCCAUUGCUGGCAGUGGAUGCACUGACACUCAGUAUGACAGAGACUAAAAGAACGAAUACAAUCUUAUUAAUAAUGCUAAUCCAUUGACUUUACAUUGUUUCCAGAGCCAUGCGUACCUAUGCCUAACUACUGACCUCGUCAACAUGCUUUCUAGUACAAAACUACUUUCAAUUUUAUUUGUCCUUACCUAAAAAAAAUAACCAACCCAAAACAUUCUUGAAGCAUUAUUUUGAGUGAUCAGUUAUUUUCUCUAAAUUCUUAAACUUAAAUGAGUUAUUGUUACCUGCCCAUUUUAUUUAUUUGCACAAGUGAGUCUGUUUUAUUUUAAGUUUUUGCUGGGACUUCAUGGCCCACUAGCGUAGUUCUGUCUGAGCACUCACACAGAAGUCCCCAGAUGGACACUGCACUAAGGUCUCUGGAUAUAUGGUUUGGUUUGUUGUUUGUUUAUUUGUUUGUUUGUUUUAACAGACUAGAACACUUUUUCAUUUUCUGUUCAAAUAUGGUAUUCUCUGAAGUUCAUUUUAUUCUGGUUGCAUCUGUUAAUGUGUUUUUGCAUAUAGACUGUUGCAUAAGGACUGUUUUCUUGCAAGAGCCCAUAGGCCUUUGGUAUUCUGCUUUGGUGAACAAGAAUGUUAAACAUUAAAAAACAACCUUUAUUUUUGAGUUUUUUAUAUAUAUAUAUAUAUAUUUAAUUACCCAAUUUGAGGUUUUAAGUGAUAAACAUGCAUUAUAAAUCUAAUUGCCUUGUAACCAAAUGAUAUAAAUGCUUCAUGAUUUCAAUGGAGAAUAUGCUAUAGAUUUUUCUGUAAAUUAGCUUGAUCAAUGAAUACCUGUGCUACUGAGCUUUAACUAAUGUGAUCUUCCACUGUAGAAAGUCACUGUUAAUGGAUCAAAUAUAGGUACUAAACUAUGUUUAAAUGGAUGAACAGGGAUUUUGCAGUUUUGAAAGCAAUUAAGAUAUGGCUGUUCCGCAGCCCAUCUGCUUGCCAUUCAGAAGAGUUGUGAUGCAGUGCUUCCUUUGCUAUAGAAUUAUUUUUCAGCUUUCAAUGACUGUAGCAUGAUUCCUUUUGUACUGUACUGUGUACAGACUUCCUGUGUUUUGCACUUUUCUAUGGCAAACCUUGACUGCUUUAUAAAUACUAUGUUGCGUAGUAAGUAGUGAUAGUGGUAGCAGGCAUCUGUGUACCGCAUAAUCAGUUUGAACUGCUAGACUUGCAAGGUUAACUUGGACUAACGUUGUAUGUUGCUGGUUGCUUGUAGCUCACAUUUAUAAGUACUGUUCAAAGUUAGAAAGUCAGCCCUCAUUGCACAAUGAAAAUCACUGUGAUCUGUACAUAAACCCUAGUAAAAUUUUAUUGCUGUUUAAUUUAUGUAAUAUCUGUCAAAUCUGGAUUCAUUUAAUAAACCUUUAUAUCUUUUUAAAUGUUUAAA